Anopheles darlingi is the source of this 1713-nucleotide messenger RNA. Its product is annotated as potassium/sodium hyperpolarization-activated cyclic nucleotide-gated channel 4-like. Lineage: Eukaryota; Metazoa; Arthropoda; Insecta; Diptera; Culicidae. The record is from RefSeq and is a predicted model, not a curated record. The coding region runs from base 1 to 1713 and encodes 570 amino acids. The transcript is spliced from 8 exons.
AUGGCUCGAUACAGUAGGGUUUCUGCAUUUAUAUUCCCGGAAAACAUUGCCAUGCACCACUUGGCUUCAGCUUCUACCACAUUAGGUGAUUCUACAACAUUCGAAGUACCAGAGAGUUUGAAAGAAGAUGAAGAUCACGUGCUCACAGAGCGUAUUGCGAAUAGGAAUGGAAUUGCCUUUCGACUUCGCCGAUUAUUCUUGAUCGAUCGCCGGCAUCCAAAGGCGUCGCUUCACUUUCGAUCAAACCAUCUUUAUCGCCGCGAGCUGACGCGCCAUGUUCAAAGUGAUUUUUGGUACAUAAUCCAUCCCUUUAGCCUAUUCCGCUUUUACUGGGACGCCUGGUUGAUUGUCUACUACUAUGGUAUCGGUUUUCUGAUGUCUUUUCUGUUCGGCUUCACUACGCUAUCGGUGGUCCGUGAGCCUUCGUAUACGGUGGCUGUGGUAGUCAACAUCAUGGGUACACUGGAUUUUCUCGUUCGUGCUUGUACCGGCUAUCAGGAGCAGGAACACAGCAGAGUGGUUGAGUUUCACCACGGCAGGAUACUAUUAAAAUACUUGAAAAGCGAAAUGAUGAUUGAUCUGUUUGUCAUGAUACCCGCCACUCAACUGGCGGCCCUAUUCUUCCAAGGAAGACGAGAUUCGGUGAAGGAAACGAUGGUUAUCAAUGUGAUCCACGGUAUUUUAUUGCUAAAAGUGGUCUCAUUACGCCACAUCUGGGGCUAUCUUGUGAACGUGUUUGAGCGAUACAAAAUUCAUCUGUUGAAUUAUUAUUUUUUGCGGAUUGUGCUCAUGUCGCUGCUCAUCGUUCAUUGGUGUGUUUGCAUUUAUCGGAUUACAAUCUUUAAAUGGGACAUUAACUUCGCCUCCGAACAACUUACCUAUCUCGAGGCCGUCCACCAGUACACGGCUUGUCUCUAUUCGGUGUCCUGGUUCAUGUUUGCCUACAGUUUCGUCAACCGAGAAGUACCGUCUGAUGCACGCUCGAAAUUGCUUAGCUCAGCUUGCAUUGUCAUUGGAUACGUAUUUAAGAUUUUCGUUUUUCUGGAAAUUAUCAAGCUGGUAGAAAUAAUGAGUUCGAUGGAUAGAAAGUACGCUGAAGUGACUAACCAGUUGCAAUCGUACGUGCAAACGAAGCAAUUUCAGUCCGGCGACAUGAAGCAACGUCUACUGUACUAUUAUGCGAAACGGUUCGAGCAUUGCUUCUUCCAGGAGGAUAUCAUUAUGGAAAGCUUAUCAGAUACGUUAAAGAAGCGCAUUAGCAAUUUUAGUGCAACAAGGUUUUUGAAAAGUGUAAAAAUAUUCGAUGGCAUUCCCGUUGAAGUUCUUCUACCAUUUGUUGAUAUAAUGACAAAGGAAAUAUACUUGCAGGACGAUAUUAUUAUAAAGGCAGGUUCGUUUGGGGACAGAAUGUAUUUCGUGAUAGUUGGAACCGUUGCCGUUUACACCCACAGUCGCAAGGAAAUGUGCCACUUAUCUGACGGCGAUAAUUUUGGAGAAGUGGCCAUGUUCACAAAGAAAAAGAGACUCGUUAGCGUUGUAGCUGUUGAGUUCACACAAGUGUACAUGGUAGAAAGACGAGUCUUUAAGGAAAUGUUUCCCGUUGAUCAUAUUGUAUAUCAACGACUGCAAAAUAUGGCCAACAAGCGCAUGCAAAUCACUCUGUUUACCGAAGAACAGCAUAAAAACCAACUGUUAAAGAUAGAAACGAACUGA